Molecule: messenger RNA, 213 nt
Organism: Cladophialophora psammophila CBS 110553
Lineage: Eukaryota; Fungi; Ascomycota; Eurotiomycetes; Chaetothyriales; Herpotrichiellaceae
Exons: 1
Coding region: 1-213 (70 amino acids)
Source: RefSeq, a predicted model, not a curated record
AUGUGCUUCGAGCGCCUGGUCAGCCUGAGGUGCGGUCACUACGAAUCCUACCAGUUGGACAAGACAGGGUGCAAGUAUCAGGCUGGUCGCCGGUGCCCGAACUACAUCCAGCUUCAAAUCCGCCAGGACAAGAAUCGGAGCUGUCCCAGCUGCAAAGCCAACCUUCUGGCCACAUUCGGCAUCGCCAGUCCGAGCCUCAGAUGGGCGAAAUAG